GGUCUGGCUUGCAUACGUUUGUUCUGUAUUUGGGACCCCAUAUUGCUUUUUUCACCAUAAAAGCCAUGCAGUGUGGACGAGUUGAUUUUAAAUCUGCUCCAUAUGAUACCAUACAAUUCAAUAAAAGACCUUCAUGGCUUGAAAAUGACUGCUCGGUCUAUGGCCCUCCCAAGUUUUCAUCAUUACCUGGUUCACUGGUUCGGGUUCCAAUCAGCAGCAUACUACCUCAAGUUCAGCUAGAGGCUGUUCUUUGGGGCUUUGGAACAGCCCUCGGGGAACUUCCUCCAUAUUUUAUCUCAAGAGCAGCACGGCUAUCAGGAAACAGUGUGGAUGCCAUGGAGGAUUUGGCUGCUGUUUCAACAAAAGAAGAUGGAUUUUUAUCUUCUUUCUUGAAGAAAACAAAACGAUGGUUUUAUAAUCACUCCCAGCAUAUGAACUUCUUCACAAUUCUGGCCCUUGCUUCGGUGCCAAACCCUUUAUUUGAUCUUGCUGGAAUAAUGUGUGGGCAAUUUGGAGUUACCUUCUGGAAGUUUUUUCUUGCGACUUUGUUUGGGAAGGCAAUUUUCAAGACCCACAUACAGACCUUCUUCAUCAUCUCCCUUUGUAAUAAUCAACUGUUAGAAUGGGUGGAGAAUGAGUUCAUUUGGUUGUUCAGUCCAGUUCCUGUUUUAUCUUCUAUUCUUCCCGCCAUUGUCACGAAAUUGAACAUGAUUCAAAAGAAAUAUUUGUCAGCUCCAGUUCCUUCUGCAGAUCUUCCGCAAGGAAAGGCAAAACCGUGGAACCUAUCAUUCACCACUGUCUGGAACGCUGUGAUAUGGCUAAUGCUGAUGAACUUCUUUGUGAAAAUAGUCACAGAUACCGCACAGAGAUAUCUCAAACAACAACAAGAGUUGCAGUUUAAGAAGUUUUCUGCAUCAAUCCAUUCCAGUUGCAAUUCUGAAUCUAAAAGCAAUAACAGCUGAUUAUUUCUCACUGCUUCCCCGUCCAAAACAAGCUUUUUAGUACAAAAGUUAAAAUUUUUGUACUAGAAAAUCGCUUUAAGAAGCAGUAAAAAAGCCGUCGCCUUAGCUUUCCUGCAGCUAAACUUUGCACAUUGUGUAGCAUAGGUGGUGGUGUUUGUGGCAGCGAGCAGAGGAUUAUUUGUGCCGCUGCUCGAGAGGAAAGGCCUCUAAUUCCUUUCUGGUGCUAAUCUUAUUCUUGAGUAUGAUCUGACCUUUCAUUGUUUCAACGUAAUAAGAAAAGGAUAAUAUAUUAAUAUUAGUAUAUUACUUUGUGGACCAUUGUAUUAGAAAAGCCCUGCAUGCUUAAUGAUGUUGCUGGCGAAUUCUAUAAUUGAUGAAUAUUGAAAAGGAAAAAAGAUAUUGGAAAUACUUCACUUAAU
Messenger RNA from Dendrobium catenatum, 1381 nucleotides. Its product is annotated as vacuole membrane protein KMS1. The record is from RefSeq and is a predicted model, not a curated record. Lineage: Eukaryota; Viridiplantae; Streptophyta; Magnoliopsida; Asparagales; Orchidaceae.